CUUAAGAUGCAAUCUGCGAGUUCAGGCCUCGAGAUAUAAAAUUUGUAAGGGUAAAAUGCAUCACCAUUCUCAUAAUGGUGAAGUUCUUCAAAUGGUUCACAGUGGAUGUGAUACUAAUGUGUCAGCAAUAUCUCUUGCUGCCCAUUUUGGUAUCACCAAGACUUACAGCAAAUUGGCUGAUAGUGAAACAAUUUUAGAUUGUAACAGAAGAGUUUAACUUCUUUAAAAAGUUAUAGUGGAGUGGAUGUAAUACUAAUGAGGCAAAAUCUUUAGCUGACCAUUUUGGUAUCACCAAGACUCACAGCUACUUGACUAGUAGCUUCUGGUGGCCAAAUAUGAAAUAGGAUGUGGUUUAUUUUGUAAAAUGUUGUGAUAUUAGCCAGCUAGCAACACAAGAUUUGACAAAACUAACAAUGAGUUGCAUUCAAUUCCUAUUCCAACAAAGUAUGGACACAAAUAGGUGUUGAUUUAAGUGCUUUGUCUGAGAGUGAGGAUGGCUAUAAAUACAUUGCUGUAGCAGUUGAUUAUUUCAGAAAAUAUAUUGUAGCCAUGCCUUUAAAAAAUAAAACAGCAAAAUCGGUAUUGCGCUUCCUUUACUCGUUACUAUGCACACAUGGUAGGGCAAAAGUAUAAUAAAUUUGGUAAUAAAAUAUUAAUAUUAUAUAUAGAAUCAAAUUAAUGAUCAAGGACGUGAGUUUGUGAAUGAAAUAAGCAAUAAUUUUCACAAACUCAUAGGGACCAUAGGCAAAUGGCAUGGUUGAAAGAGUGAAUAGGACAAUCCAAAAUGCACUACCAAAGUGUAUUAAGGAUAAUCAAUUAAUUUGGACAGAUGCCUUGCCUGGCAUAAUAUUUGCCUAUGACACUUUUCUACACGAAUCUUUGAAAUUUACACCAUAUGAGCUGAUGUAUGAUAGAAAAGCAAAACAAGCUUAUGGGAUUGACGAGGAAGAAAAUAUUGAUCCUUACAAUGUACCUGAAGCAGAUUUGGAAUCUUGUUUUCAAGAUACAGUUUCCAGGAUUAAUGAUAUUCAUGAGAUAGCUGCUGGCAAUAUAGAUCUUGCUCAGCUUAAACAGCAGAGGGAUUAUAGAAGUCGUAAUGCUGGUAGAAAUAACAAUUAUUUAGUCAAUGAUCAAGUGCUUAUUUGGAACAGCCGUCGGGCUGAUAGGAAAGGUGGUAAAAUGACCAGACCUUGGAUGGGCCUUUAUACAAUAUUUAGGAUUCUUAAAAGCAAUGUUGAGCUCAUGAAUGCUAACGGUAGCAUUUUAAAGAGCAAAGAAAAUAUAUGUAAUAUAAAACAUUACUUUGCAAGAAAAGAUGAUAAAAACUCUGAAGUAGUGAGUUAUAAUGAGGAGUUAAAUGCUCAAGUCACUUGA
Molecule: messenger RNA, 1374 nt
Organism: Gordionus sp. m RMFG-2023
Lineage: Eukaryota; Metazoa; Nematomorpha; Gordioida; Chordodea; Parachordodidae
Exons: 7
Coding region: 754-1374 (206 amino acids)
Molecular function (GO): nucleic acid binding
Source: RefSeq, a predicted model, not a curated record